AACAGUGUUGGCAAACGCGCAAUGUAUUAGGACUGGCGUUUUACAUGCUUGGCAUGACCGCAAAAAAAUAAUGCUUUCAUUUGCAAUGUUUGUAAGCGAAUAAAGUGCUUGAACUCAUCAACUUAAACAAGUACAAUGGGCAUAUGAACAAAUUAUUUAGUCAGUGUGCAACUGGUGAACAGUAAAACAAAAACAUUCGUCAUGCAGUCGUAGCGUUGCUAGUGCGCCCAUAAUAACGCUGAGACAAAAGCAAAAGAUUUCGCGCCGAAAAGGAGGACGGCAGAAAACACGCAUUGCACGGUGGAAAAGUAACAAAAACCGAUUAUAAAUGGACUCUGAUGUGGCGAAAAUGUUUGCCAACUAAAAGCGAUUGCGUGCGGUUGUAAUUGUGAUCCGUGGAAAGCGUACCGCCGUCAGUACCGCCCUCGCCCUUCGCCCCCCGCCCCCGUUCCCCUUGCCAACAACACAAAAACAAUGGCCCCAGCGAAAAAACGCGAAAAAGACAGUAAUCCGGAUGGUUCUGCCGCAAAUGGCAUUAUUGGCCUCACCCAUGGAGCACCGGACGCGAGCAAUGCUGGCUCUACUGUACCGCCGACGGCCGAGGGUCAGGUCAAACUCAAUGGCCACCAGCAGGAGCAGGAACUCUUUUUGCAGGCCUUUGAGAAGCCCACGCAGAUCUAUCGCUACCUGCGCAAUCGACACGAGACAAACCCCAUCUUCCUCAACCGCACGCUCAGCUACAUGAAGGAACGGAUGUCGCGGAACAACAAGAAGCGGAUCAGCUUCCAGGUAAACUCCAUGCUGGAGAGCAUAACACAAAAGUCGGAGGCGGUGAGCCAGAACUACCUGCACGUCAUCUACGAUUCGCUGCACGAGAAGUUGCCGGCGAGGUUGGACAACGAGUCUGGCGAGGAUUUGCUGCAGGAGCAGCUGCUCUGCGAAGCGGGCGAGUCUGUGAGUGUGGAGACAACGCUGUACAAGAUCACACGCAGCAAGCGAAAGGACAGCACGCUGGACUUUCAGGAGCUGCUCAGCAAGUGCUCGCAGAUCGUGUACAACCCAAAGGAUCGUGUGGGAGAACAUGCCACCAUCAGCAUUCCUCUCCAGACGAUGCGCCCAAUGGGUGAGCAGCACACACUGUACAAGCUGCUAUUUCGCAUCAAGGUGCUGUCGCCAAGUACGUGCAAUGAUGAGAAUGCAGAAACUCCACCGAACAAGCGGUCGCGUCCAAAUGAGAAAAUGUUCGGAUCGGAACUGAUAUUGUACGAGAAGUCCAGCGGAUUCAUAACCGAAGGCGAGUACGAGGCCAUGCUGCAGCCUCUUAAUUCCACCAGCAUCAAGUCCUUCUCACCAAAGAAAUGCACAUGGGAAACGAUGCCGGAUAGCUACAUUCCACUCUCGUUGACCUACGACGUCUACCAGCAGAGUCCCAUGCUCAAGUUCCAUCUGACGCUAUCCAAUGAGCAGCUGCCCGAGAUGAUUUCCGCUCCGGAGCUGCAGCGUUAUGUCCAGCAUCUGGAUGCGGUGGCCGAGAUGAACUACAACAACAAUAACUACAAUAAUAACAACAACUGCAGCGGAUUAAAGAAUGGUAGUGGCGGAGGCAACAGCACGGUGUGCAAGACCACACCGGAGCACAUUCAGAUCGUGUACAACUUCAUGUACAGCAAUAAUACCCGUCAGCAGACGGAGUACACCCAGGAGCUGAACUGCCCGUGGUGCGGCCUGGACUGCCUGCGUCUCUACGCCCUGCUGAAGCAUCUAAAGCUUUGCCACGCCCGCUUCAACUUCACCUACCAGCCGGCUGGAAGUGGAGCUCGCAUAGAUGUUACCAUCAAUGAUGCGUACGACGGCUCGUAUGCCGGAUCGCCCUACGACUUGGCCGGUCCAUCUGGCUCCUCGUUUGCCCGCACCUGCGGCCCCGUGCGACGCACCUCGGUCACCAGUCUGAUGGUGUGCCGGCCCAGGCGGCAGAAGACCUGCCUGGACGAAUUCCUGGAGCUGGACGAGGACGAGAUUAGCAACCAGCGGUCGUACAUUACCGGUCACAACAGACUCUACCAUCACACGGAGACUUGCCUACCCGUGCAUCCCAAAGAGCUGGACAUCGACUCCGAGGGCGAGAGCGAUCCGCUGUGGCUGCGCCAGAAGACCAUCCAGAUGAUCGACGAGUUUUCCGACGUGAACGAGGGUGAAAAGGAGUUGAUGAAGCUGUGGAACCUGCACGUGAUGCGUCACGGCUUUGUGGGCGAUUGCCAGCUGCCGAUCGCCUGCGAAAUGUUCCUCGACGCCAAAGGCACUGAGAUUGUGCGCAAGAAUCUCUAUCGCAACUUCAUCCUGCAUAUGUGUUCGCUCUUCGACUACGGACUGAUUGCGGCCGAGACGGUCUACAAGACCGUACAGAAGCUUCAGGGUCUGCUCAGCAAGUACGCCGCCGGCCAGGAGCUGAUGCAGCGGCAGCGCGAGGAGCAACUGAAGUAUUGGUUGGAUGUGGGCAUGCACAAGAAGCAGGAAGACCCCAAGACACUCAAGUCACCCCAAAAGCCAGCACCGCCCGCAGACCAAGCAUCUACCUCAUCCGCAUCCACCUCUGGAAGUGGUUCGGGGUCCAGCUCAAUGCAGCCACCCAAACGAAUGCCGGCUCAUUUGAAACGAGGCAGCGCAGCGUCCUCCCCGGGCGUCCAGAGCAAGGGCACUGAAAAUGGCACCAACGGCAGCAACAGCAGCAGCAGCAACAGCAAGAACGUGGCCAAGAAGAGCGCCGACCAGCCGCUUAGCACCCUGGCUAACACAAGGGAGCGACGCUCGGAGUAUGGCCAGAAACGCAAUGUCAGCGGAUCGCGACUGGCGGCCACACCAGCAUCGAAGCGCAAGCUGAGCUCCAAAGAUGUGGAGCAGGCGGCGGAUGCGCCAGAAGUGCUGACCCACAGCGAUAAUGCUGUCGAUGUUGGUAUUAUUGAUGAUGAGUGUGGCGGAUUUGGUGCCGUGGGAGUUAUGAAUGGAGUUGCGAGCCCAGUUGCCAACAACUGUGUGGGCAACUAAAUCAGUAAUAAUACAGUGCUUAACAAGCGGCAGCGUUACAGCGACGGAAGUCCCGGGACCGGGAUCGGAAAUGGACACGGAGGCGGAAGUGGAAGCGGAGCCAACCGCAACAAAAGCAAUAACCAUUCACUGCCAGCAACCAGUAACAACGCCAGUAGCAGCAGCAGCAACAGCAAACGAGCGAUUGCCCGGCGUCGCUCCACAUCGGAGAGGACCAAGGCGAGCGGAUCGACGGGAGGAGGAGCUGGUGGCGUCCGCACCAGGCUAUCGGUGCCGGCCAAGUAUGAGAGGCGCUGACGCAGGCGCCGCCGCUGCUGCUGCUGCUGCUCCAACUCAUCCUCAUCCUCAUCGUCCUCCUCCUCCUCCUCCUCCUCAAUAAUCGCCUCCCGUUGACCACAUGCAUCGCAGGGCUUAGUUUGUUUAAUUCGUAGACGCAAUGCCAGACCAGGCCAUUUUGCAAACCCUAAGUUUAUUGCUAUAUAUUCUAUUCUAUUAUGUUGUGUUAUAUUUUAACUGAUUGAUCAUGUUGGACAUUUGUUAAGACUUGUGUCGAAUUUGAAAUUGACCUCAAAAUCGUUCAUUUGGUUCGUUGCUACCAGUUGCUACGCCACAAUUGUAUCUAAAAUCAAAUAUACUUUAAUUCUAAUUUGGCAGUUACUUAAACUUAACAAAUCUACAGGGCUAAUGGAAAAUCAAAAUUCAAAAUCGAUUUGAAUUCCCAUGCUUACACUUCACAUCCGGUUUGGAUUGUGUAAACCAACCUUUUGUGGCGAAACAAUGAGACAAUUUUAUCAUAUGUAAUUAGUGCAGAGUGUAUACAAAUAUAUAUAUAUAUAUAUUUACAGCAGCAAUAAGUAAGUCUAUUUUUAAAGUAAAGUUCGUACAAGCGAAACAAACAGCUCCAAAAAAAAAAUCCAGCAAGAACACUAUCACUAGAGCCUACGACUACAUACAUUUAUAUAUACGUAUACAUGCAUAAAUAAAAAUCCACUUCGAGCACACGCAAAAUUAAUAUUGCUAAAAGCCACUGAAUAAAGUUUGCAUAUAUAUAUUUUC
This is a messenger RNA of Drosophila melanogaster (fruit fly), 4098 nucleotides long. It is a transcript of the gene Su(z)12, whose product is annotated as Su(z)12. NCBI's taxonomy places the organism in Eukaryota, Metazoa, Arthropoda, Insecta, Diptera, Drosophilidae. The coding region runs from base 475 to 3042 and encodes 855 amino acids. The record is from RefSeq and is marked reviewed. The transcript is spliced from 7 exons. Gene Ontology annotation, biological process: chromatin organization. Gene Ontology annotation, cellular component: chromosome; nucleus.